GGCCAAUCGCAGCCGCUGCCGAGGUUACAGAUUGACAAUCUCCGUGGAGCUGCAGGGAGAGCAAGGCCCUUCUGGAAAAUUCUGCACCCAUCUCUGUUUUCAUCCCUGCCAUCCAAAAAUUUUGAAAGGCCCUGGCUGAGGAAUUUGUCUUGUAUGCUCUGUGCGUUAAGACGAGUUUGGCUGAGGAGGAGAUCAAACAGGAGUCUGAUGUUGGGGAGGCGAUGGACAUCUCCACGCGGUCCAAAGUUUCAGAUCCUGGAUCAGCAGAACGGGCAGCUCAGAAACGAAAGCUGCCCAGCCCCCCUCACUCCUCUAAUGGACACUCUCCCUCAGAAACCUCUCCCAGCCCCAUCAAAAAGAAGAAGAAACCGGGCCUGGUUAACAGUAGUAAAGAACAGUCAGAACUAAGACAUGGUCCCUUUUACUAUGUGAAGCAGCCACUCACAGACCCUGUUGAUGUUAUGCCGCAGGACGGACGGAAUGACUUCUAUUGCUGGGUGUGCCACCGCGAGGGCCAGGUUCUCUGCUGUGAGCUGUGCCCUCGGGUGUACCACGCAAAGUGCCUAAAACUGGCAGCCGAGCCUGAGGGGGACUGGUUCUGUCCCGAGUGUGAGAAAAUAACAGUGGCGGAGUGCAUUGAAACUCAGAGUAAAGCAAUGACAAUGCUAACAUUAGACCAGCUGUCUUUUCUGCUAAAGUUUGCACUUCAGAAGAUGAAACAGCCAGGGACAGAACCAUUUCAGAAGCCAGUGUCUCUGGAACAGCAUCCAGAUUAUGCAGAAUACAUAUUUCACCCCAUGGACCUCUGUACGUUAGAAAAGAACAUUAAAAAGAAAAUGUACGGAUGCACCGAGGCAUUCCUGGCUGAUGUGAAAUGGAUCCUGCACAACUGUAUCAUUUAUAAUGGAGGUAAUCACAAGCUGACAGCAACAGCUAAAGUCAUCAUUAAAAUAUGUGAGCAUGAAAUGAAUGAAAUCGAAGUUUGUCCAGAGUGCUAUCUGUCAGCUUGCCAAAAGAGAGACAACUGGUUUUGUGAACCAUGUAGUAACCCCCACCCUCUCGUGUGGGCCAAGCUGAAGGGCUUCCCUUUCUGGCCAGCCAAGGCCCUCCGGGACAAAGAUGGGCAGGUGGACGCCAGAUUUUUUGGGCAGCAUGACAGAGCUUGGGUCCCUCUGAACAACUGCUACCUCAUGUCUAAAGAGAUUCCUUUUUCUGUGAAAAAGACCAAGAGCAUCUUCAACAGUGCCAUGCAAGAGAUGGAGAUCUAUGUGGAAAACAGCCGCAAGAAGUUUGGGGUAUUCAACUACGCCCCCUUCAGGACGCCCUACACCCCUGACAACCAGUUCCAGAUGCUGCUGGACCCGUCCAACCCGGCCGCGGGCUCAGUCCGACCCGACAAGCAGGAGAAGAUCAAGUUAAGUUUCGACAUGUCUGCCUCUCCCAAGAUCCUCCUGGGAAAGGGUGUGCUCUCGGGUGGCGGGGGGCGGAGGAUCUCCCUGACGGACAUGCCACGAUCUCCGAUGAGCACCAACUCGUCCGUCCACACAGGCUCUGACGUGGAGCCAGACGCCACAGAGAAGGGCACCAAAGCUCCGCCCAGCCACCUCAGCGCGGGGGAAGAGUCCAUGGACUGUGCAGCGUCUCCUGCACCUGCCAAAAGCGGGACUGCAGGCAGUGUGACGGACAGCCCCAAGACCUUCUCCCCUCAGGCCCCCACACCGAUCGUCCCCAAGCAGGAGAGGACCUCCACCGGGAGCAUCCUCAACCUCAACCUAGACCGUAGCAAGGCAGAGAUGGACCUGAAGGAGCUGAGUGAGAGCGUGCAGCAACAGUCAGCAUCAGCACUGCUCACCUCCCCCAAGAGACAGAUCAGGAGCCGCUUCCAGCUCAACUUGGACAAGACCAUCGAGAGCUGCAAGGCCCAGCUGGGGAUUGAAGAAAUCUCAGAAGACGUGUACAAGGGCGUAGAGCACAGCGACUCGGAGGACUCAGACAAGUCGGACUCCAGCGACAGCGAGUACGCCAGCGAGGACGACCAGAGGCCGAAGAGAGGCCAGAGCGAGACAGAGGACAAAGACAAGCCUGAGAGGGACUCUAAGAAGAGGCCCAGAGCGCCCUCUAGAGAUGAGGACAAGGAGAGCGGCGCAGAGGCGGCAGCGGAGACGGCGGCUCCGCCUGCCGAGAAGAGGACGGCGGAAUCUCCGGCGAAGGAGAAGCCGAGUGGUGACGGCGACAAAGAAGCCGCGGAGCCGGCCAGGGUGCCGCAGGGGACCACCGCGAAGGACACACCCCAGCCGAAGGAGGACAGCCCAGCGGCCCCGCCCGAGGAUCUAGACAUGGACUCAGACUCUGAGCGAAAGCUGGUCAUCGACUUCGAGGGGGACCAGGCGAACCAGGACCGCAAGAAGAGCAAGAAGGAGCCCGCAGGGGGGAGCGAGCCCAAAGAGCCCACAGCAACCAAGCAGGAGGCAGGUAAAGCCCCUGCAGCCUCCGGCGUAGCGGCUCAGCCCGUGAUCGACACAGCCUCCUCCACCCCCAGCGUGAAAGACUCCACCCAGGCCCCCAUCACCAUCCCCCUCAACAUGGUCUCCUUCACCGCCUCCGCUCUCUUGCCCAACGCCACCACCACCGUGAAGAAACAGCGCCCCCUGCUGCCCCGGGAGACCGCCCCGGUGGUGCAGCGCGCCGUCGUGUGGAACCCGACCACCAAGUUCCAGACGUCCUCACAGAAGUGGCACAUGCAGAAGGUGCAGAGGCAGCAGCAGAGCCAGCAGCCGGCUGCGCAGACGCAGGCGCAGAUGCAGGGCGGCUCUCAGCAGCAGGCGCAGCCCCAGUCGCAGUCGCCCUCGUCUGCGACGCAGCAGCCGUCCCCCAGCAUGCGCUACCAAACACGGCAGGCGGUGAAAGCUGUUCAACAGAAGGACGUUCCUCAGGCCACGCCCACUUCUGCCGUGACCCUGGUGACAGCCGCACCGACCGUGUCCAUGAUCGCCACCCCUGGGACGGUCAACGCCCCCUCGUCCUCUGGGGCUGGAGACUUCCAGAUCGCCACUGCCUCGGCCGACGUCGCAGCAGACAUAGCCAAGUACACCAGCAAAAUAAUGGACACCAUCAAAGGGACUAUGACUGAGAUAUACAACGACCUCUCUAAAAGUACAUCUGGAAACACAGUGGCAGAGAUUCGACGGCUGAGAAUUGAAAUUGAAAAAUUACAGUGGUUACAUCAGCAGGAGUUGUCAGAAAUGAAGCACAACCUAGAGCUCACCAUGGCGGAGAUGAGGCAGAGCCUGGAGCAGGAGAGGGAGCGUCUGGUCGCUGAAGUGAAGAAGCAGAUGGAGCUGGAGAGACAGCAGGCUGUGGAUGAGACUAAGAAGAAGCAAUGGUGUGCUAACUGCAGGAAGGAGGCCAUCUUCUACUGCUGCUGGAACACCAGCUACUGCGACUACCCCUGCCAGCAGGCCCACUGGCCAGAGCACAUGAAGUCCUGCACACAGUCAGCCACUGCAUCCCAGCAGGAGUCUGAGACGGAGGCAGCCAUGGACGCGGUGAGCAAAAGCUCCGCUCAGCCUGCCAGCGGCCAGUCUUCCCCAUCAGAGGCCGCCACAGCGCCACCGGACACCGACUGCGGCGUGGACAAAAGCAAGGACGGCACCGGCGUCAGUGUGUCGUAACCUCAGCGACGGAGCGCUGAACCUCUCCCACAGACUCCUCCUCCUCCCUGUCGUAAGGACAGGCUUUUUAAAAGAGCUCUGGUUUAUUAAAAUUCCAGAAAUCACCACCAGAGAAUUGCUCCUCGCUCGGCCUGGGGCUUCUGCCCGUCCACCCCUCCCAAGCUCACCCCACAGUCCGCCACAAUCACACAAACAUGUUCAGAGGGUUCUGAUUAGCUAGCAGAGGAAGAGCCUUUGCCUGCCUGUUACAUCUGACCUAACGGUUAGGACACUCCCUGAGGCAGCAAUUUCAGGUCUGUCCUAUUCCCCUGGGCCCUGUGGAUCCUUCCCUGUUCUAGACACUCCAGGAACAGGAUUCUGUAUUCCGUAGAGGGUCCCGGGGGAGAAGCUUUCCCAAUGUCUGUUCUAGAAAGGAAUGAACAUGCAGAGGGGGACCUGUGACAUUUGUACAUCUGUAUGCCAGUACAUCAAUACAUCAGUACAUCUGUACAGUAUAGUCAGAGCAAAGCGUGGAGGUUCACUUUCUUCACUCUUUGGCCUGUUUCAUGUGAGCUCUGGAGCUCAUUUUCCUCAUGUCCUGCCAGAGAACUGCUGUCUUACUGCCUCUCAAGUCAGGGCCUAUAUAACUGUAUGAACAGGCACUACCAUCAUUUUUUUUUUUUAGAGAUUUCAUAUUCUCACCCCCC
Molecule: messenger RNA, 4357 nt
Organism: Megalops cyprinoides (Indo-Pacific tarpon)
Lineage: Eukaryota; Metazoa; Chordata; Actinopteri; Elopiformes; Megalopidae
Product: protein kinase C-binding protein 1-like
Exons: 20
Coding region: 222-3671 (1149 amino acids)
Biological process (GO): regulation of DNA-templated transcription
Molecular function (GO): protein binding
Source: RefSeq, a predicted model, not a curated record